Messenger RNA from Guillardia theta CCMP2712, 2022 nucleotides. RefSeq lists its product as hypothetical. The record is from RefSeq and is a predicted model, not a curated record. NCBI's taxonomy places the organism in Eukaryota, Cryptophyceae, Pyrenomonadales, Geminigeraceae. Bases 1 to 2022 code for a protein of 673 amino acids. The transcript has 2 exons.
AUGGUACUACAGUAUGAUGAGAGCGUUCGCAACCUGCUGUAUCGGAGAUCAUGCCAAUACACGCAGGGUGAGCGCUCUGGAGGCCACGUCGAGGAAGCCACCGACCUCGUCGAGAAGGUGAAGAGCUUCAUGAAGCGUUAUCCGAAUAGUCGGACAGCUUAUGCUUGCAGAGCUGAGGGGGGAUGCACUCCCGACGCUAUCGCUGAAGCCAUCCGCUCGACAUGUCGGCAGGCGAGACGCGACCUGUUUGAAGACUCUCUGAGCGAAUGGAGCUCAGAGUCGAAAGCAUGGUUUAUUCAACAGAUGGAGGAGGCCAAGAAGCAGAAUGUCGAGACAUACAUCCGACACCGAAGGCACCGAGGGGACCUCCUUCAUCUCCAUGACUCUCCUAGGGAUUUCCUCGAUGUUUGUUCGACAAGAAGAAAAGUUGAAAACGAAGCUUAUGGAGCUAGCCAUGGAGCUAUGGGAAGGCAGGAGAGAAUACAGCAUAGAUGGCAGAUCGUUUCGAGCCAUGCACAUGACCGGUCGUUCAAGCUUCGAGCCAAGCGAGGACCUUGGGGCAAGGGAGGGAGCCUUGCCGAGCUAUCACAGCUCUUAGCUCUUGGAGGAAUGUCGACGGCCGAGAUCGCUCAGAUCUAUCGAUUUCAGCUGCUCUCGCAAUCCCUUGCAGCCGCAGAGGUACAACCGCUUGCUGGCAUGCUCGUGCAGGGUCCUGGGCAGAGAGGUCGCAAGGGGCCGAGCCCGAAGACGUAUGUUGCUGUUGGGGCAAGCACCGGAGCUCUGCAGCAGAGAGAGCUGGAGUGGGUGCUGAGCUCGCCUUCGACGGCAAGUUGCGAGCAGACCUUGGCCUCGUUCAGAGAGAGCGAGGCGAUGGAGGGGGUGCACCUGACUCUCAUCAGCGACGACGCCAAGCUCAGAGAGACGUUUGCAGUCGAGCUCACAGCCGACACCUUCGUUCCUAGGGGAAAGAUCGCUAAGCAAAGGAGGGCACUUCGCGAGAGAGAUCAUGCGGGGCGCAGCAGCUUCAGAGUACAGAUCAAGUCGAGGUCAAGCAUGAGCACAGGCCGCUUCUCGAGGAAGGAGAUGGAAGCGCUGUGCGGAGGAGGUAACACAUCGAUCACGAGAGUCAAGCGAGCCAUGUUGGAGUUAGCAAGAAGGAUAGGCGUGACGCCGGUCAGCGUCGAGGUCGAGGAGGAUCGUGACACGCUCAGCUGGGAUGGGAGCCUGAUAGCUCUCUCCCUGGCGACCAAGGCAGAGGCUCGACGCUUGAUGGAAGACAUGCCCUUCUACUUGGAAGGGGUCCUGGAAGUCAAGCUCGAAGCGGUGGGGUUCAAGCUCAACGGGCCUCAGCAUGAGGAGGAGAGGAGCCCGAGCAGCGAGGAGCAAGCCCAAGAGUCCCAAGCCGGGCAGCAGCAAGGCGCUGGAUGGCUGGAGCUCAGCGACAUCGACAGGAUCACCAUGGAAGCAGCGUCGCCGUCAGGGCCAGUCGAUCAACAGGUCUUGCUCGACCUCUCGACGAUGCUCUUGGAGACAUCAGAGGAGGAGCUGCUAGCUGGCAAGCCGAUCUCUUUGGAGCUAGACAAGAGUGUUGGCAAGCUGCAUGACACCUUCUGCUCGCCGGGCAACGUGGAGUUCAUGACGCUCGGAGCUUGGGCAGCCACGCCGACGCUGGGAUCGAAGCGAAACAUGUUGAAAGAAAAGCUCAGAGCGUACCUCGGCGAGCAGCGCUGGACACGGGUGCAAGGGAACAAGGCAGCGAGGAGGGGCAGCGCCUUCUCUCCAAGGGCAGCAGCGACUGAUGCGCUCGAGCAGGAGGCUGAGAGCGAUGACAUCGAGAGUCGAUCUGUCAGCCUCUUGUUUCUUGCGAUCAGUAAAUUUGCUGAGCACCAAGGCCUGAAAUGCACGGGCAAGGUCGACAAGCAAGACCGACUGCGGCUGAUGAUGAGGGAGGAAGUCGACAUGGAGGCUGAGGAGGGCGAGGGCAUGGAGGAGGAGGCCGGUGCAGGCCCCUCGCGCGCUUGA